AUGUUGCUCCACGGUCUCGGUCUGGUGCUGCUCGUGGCCCUCGCCCAGCUGGCACUUUGCGCCGAGGACUUUUACAAGGUCCUGGGAGUCGAAAAGGAUGCGACAGAACGACAACUAAAGUCGGCGUAUCGCCAACUAUCCAAAAAGUUCCACCCGGAUAAGAACCCGGGCGACGAGACGGCACACGAAAAGUUCGUCCAGGUAUCCGAGGCGUACGAGGUCCUGUCCGACAAGGAGACGCGGCACAUCUACGACACGCGCGGGCACGAGGGCGUCAAGCAGCACCAGCAGGGCGGCGGGGGCCAGGGCGGGCACCACGACCCGUUCGACCUCUUCUCGCGCUUCUUCGGCGGGCACGGGCACUUUGGGCACGCGCACCGCGAGCCGCGCGGGCACAACGUCGAGGUGCGCGUCGAGAUCUCCCUGCGCGACUUCUACAACGGCGCCACCACCGAGUUCAAGUGGGAGCGGCAGCAGAUCUGCGAGACGUGCGAGGGCAGCGGCUCCGCCGACGGCGAGGUCGAGGCCUGCGGCGUGUGCGGCGGCCACGGCGUCCGCAUCGUCAAGCAGCAGCUCGCGCCCGGCAUGUACCAGCAGAUGCAGAUGCGCUGCGACGCCUGCGGGGGCCGCGGCAAGACGAUCCGCAACAAGUGCCCGACGUGCGGCGGCGCGCGCGUCGAGCGCAAGCACAACACCGUGACGCUCAAGGUCGAGCGCGGCGCGGCGCGCGACUCGCGCGUCGUCUACGAGAACGAGGCCGACGCCAGCCCCGACUGGGUCGCCGGCGACCUCAUCGUCAACCUCUCGGAGAAGGACCCCUCCGAGGACGACAACCCCGACGGGCUCGACGGCGUCUACUUCCGCCGCAAGGGCGACGACCUCUUCUGGACGGAGGUGCUCUCCCUGCGCGAGGCCUGGAUGGGCGGCUGGUCCCGCAACCUGACGCACCUCGACGCCCACGUCGUCCGCCUCGGCCGCCCCCGCGGCGAGUCGGUCCAGCCGGGCCACGUCGAGACGGUCAAGGGCGAGGGCAUGCCCCGCUGGCACGAGGACGGCGAGAGCGUAUACCACACCACCGAGUUUGGCAACCUCUACGUCACCUACGAGGUCGUGCUGCCCGACCAGAUGGACGCCGCCAUGCGCGACGACUUUGCCGCCCUGUGGGACAAGUGGCGCGCCAAGAGCGGCGUCGACCUGCAGCGCGACAGCGGCAGGCCCGACGCGCCCCCCGUGAGGGACGAGUUAUGA
This is a messenger RNA of Purpureocillium lilacinum, 1248 nucleotides long. RefSeq names its product DnaJ-protein scj1. Gene Ontology annotation, molecular function: Hsp70 protein binding. Gene Ontology annotation, cellular component: cytoplasm. Lineage: Eukaryota; Fungi; Ascomycota; Sordariomycetes; Hypocreales; Ophiocordycipitaceae. The record is from RefSeq and is a predicted model, not a curated record. Gene Ontology annotation, biological process: protein refolding.